Messenger RNA from Teleopsis dalmanni, 1660 nucleotides. Its product is annotated as paired box protein Pax-6-like. Lineage: Eukaryota; Metazoa; Arthropoda; Insecta; Diptera; Diopsidae. The record is from RefSeq and is a predicted model, not a curated record. Gene Ontology annotation, molecular function: RNA polymerase II cis-regulatory region sequence-specific DNA binding; DNA-binding transcription factor activity, RNA polymerase II-specific. The coding region runs from base 129 to 1220 and encodes 363 amino acids. The transcript has 6 exons. Gene Ontology annotation, biological process: anatomical structure development; regulation of transcription by RNA polymerase II.
UGCAUGUGAGUUGUCAUAUAUACAAUAUUUUUUAGGUCUCAUCAAUUAAUCGCGUGUUACGAAAUUUAGCUUCACAAAAGGAACAGCAAGCACAACAACAAAAUGAGUCUGUUUACGAGAAGUUACGAAUGUUUAAUGGGCAAUCAGGUGGUUGGGCAUGGUAUCCGGGCAACACAGCCUCAACUGCGCAUCACCACAUUUCCUUACCUCCAGCUGCAACAACACCCGCGACGAAUUUAGCUAAUCAAAUUACUCGAGACGAGCUUCAAAAACGUGAAAUAUUUUCUGGUGAAAUUUCUCAUCCUCACUCCCACGAAAGUACCUCUGAUGGAAAUUCAGAUCAUAAUUCAUCUGGAGAUGAGGAUUCACAGAUGCGAUUACGUUUGAAAAGGAAAUUGCAAAGAAAUCGAACGUCGUUUACAAACGAUCAGAUAGAUAGCUUGGAAAAAGAAUUUGAGAGAACACAUUAUCCAGAUGUAUUUGCCAGAGAAAGACUUGCAGAAAAAAUUGGUUUGCCCGAGGCACGUAUUCAGGUAUGGUUUUCUAAUCGCCGAGCAAAGUGGAGACGGGAAGAAAAACUUCGUACGCAACGUCGUUCCGUUGAUCAUGUAUCUAAUAAUGAAAGAAGCAGUAGUAGAAAUCCAACUACAAUGAGCAAUAAUAACCAAGAAAAUUCUAGUCAUACACCAAAUGUAACAAAUAAUGUAACAGAAAAUUCAAAUGGUGCUGGCUCCACAAUUCAAAGUAAUGGAGCGGGAGCAAUUCUAGUUGAAGGCGCUCACACAACAUCUAUAAGUCCACCUCUUCAAGCCGUAGCACCACGAUUGCCACUGAAUACAGGUUUCAAUUCAAUGUAUUCUUCAAUACCUCAACCCAUUGCGACAAUUGCAGAAAACUACAAUUCUAUGACAACGUCAUUGGGUUCAAUGACGUCCACAUGUCUUCAACAACGUGAUAGUUAUCCAUACAUGUUUCAUGAUCCACUUGCGUUAAGUUCUCCUUAUGCGACACAUACACGAACAUCAUGCAAUCCAGCAGCAGCACAUCAGCAACCCCCUCAACAUGUUUACGGAAGUAAUAGUGUCACUGGAACUACAGGAAAUACAGAUAACUAUACUUUUGCAGGUGUUAUAUCAGCUGGAGUCUCUGUCCCGGUACAAAUACCAACACAAAGUGCCAGUGACUUAGCAGGCUCAAAUUAUUGGCCACGAAUUCAGUGAUCUACAAUUUUCGAUUUAACACCACAACCAUUCACCAAGGGAGCUGCACAGCAGAUAGAUUCAAUUUCCGAAAUUAUUCCUAACGGAAAAUCCAAAGUAAUAGGAAACACGAACACGUCGCUAGACACGAUAUCAAAACCUUUUAAAUUGAAUAUUUCACCGCUUUUACCUGUAGUUAUAACAAAUCAUAAUCUGCAAGCUCAUCAUCAUAAAAAUUUUUUAUAAUGUCAAUCAUAAAAGAAAGACCCCACCUGCCGAACUAGAACACUUCAUAGCCCACCACAAACUUAUACUCAACGCAACGCAAAUGAUUAAACGCACAAUAAAUCUCGCAAUAAAAAUUGAAUUCUUAUUUAAGCCGCCGCGGAAACAGUAUCAGUUAAAUUACAACAAAUUCACUUUGUAUAAUUUUAAUUUCUUAUAAUAUUAUUAAGUAAAAU